AUGGAUCGCUUUAUUGUGAGGAGCAAACCACAGAUAGUCAGCGUAGAAGAACCACCUAAAGAGAAGAAAAGAAAGACUGUCAGCAGACAGUAUCAUGAAAGCUACCUGUCUUAUGGCUUCACCUGGACCGGGGAUGUCAACUGCCCCCAUCCCGAGUGCGUAAUCUGUCAGGAGAAGUUGGCUAAUGCUAACAUGGUGCCAAGUAAAUUGAAGAGGCACUUGGAAACCAAACAUCCCUUUCACGUUGAGAGAAACUUGGCCUUCUUUAAAAGAGCGAAGGAUCUGAACCAGAGGCAGCAAGACCAUUUGUUGGAUUGUGUAAAAGUGUCUGAUAAGGCUAUGGAGGCAAGUUAUAUGCUAGCGGAGCUUAUUGCAAAGCAGAAAAAACCACACACAAUAGCGGAGACGCUCAUCCUCCCCGCUUUAAAAAAAAUUGCAGGUGUCAUGCUGGGUCCAGAUGCCGCAAAUGCCUUAUCAAAAGUGCCUUCGUCAGAUAAUACAGUUAAAAGAAGGAUCGAUGACAUGUCAGAUGACAUAGAACAACAGUUGACGGAGAAACUGCAGGUCAGCGGCACAUUUUCUCUACAGGUGGACGAGUCAACUGACAUAAGUGGGGCUGCCCAACUCCUGGCAAACGUCAGAUAUGUUGAUGGUGAUUCAAUCAAAGAGACUUUUUUAUUCUGUAAAGAAAUGGAAAGCCACACAACAGGGGAAGAGGUAUUCAGGGUAACUAAUGACUAUUUAAAAGAGAAAGGUCUGACCUGGGAAAUGUGCGUCAGUCUUUGUACAGAUGGUGCGGCAUGCAUGACGGGGAGAGUGAGAGGUUUUAUUGCCAAGGUGAAAGAACAAAACCCAAAUAUUGUGACAAACCACUGUAUUUUACAUCGCGAGGCAUUAGUUGCCAAAACCAUGCCCCCAGAGUUGGCUGAGGUGCUGGAUCAAUCUGUGCAGGUGGUGAAUUACAUCAAAUCAAGGCCAUUAAAGUCUCGGCUAUUCUCCCAACUGUGCGCUGAGAUGGGAGCUGACCACCAAAGCCUACUCCUCCACACAGAGGUACGUUGGCUGUCACGGGGAAAAGUCCUGUCCCGUCUUUAUGAGCUGCGAGAAGAGGUUUUGGAGUUUUCGAAGGAACACCCUGUCCCUCAUAAGGACAAGCUCGCGGAUCAGAGGUGGGGCGCCAAGCUGGCUUACCUUGCAGAUAUUUUUGGGCACCUCAACGAGUUAAACACCAAGCUUCAGGGCAGGAAUGAGAACAUUCUAUCGUCCACAGACAAGAUUCGGGGGUUUAUGGGCAAGCUUAUCCUGUGGCAGGAGGCUUUGAAACAGGGUUCCAUGGAGAUGUUCCCACUGGCAUCAGCCGCGCCACAGGCUGCUAGGGAGCGCGCUUUAUUUGCUGAACACCUUCAGACAUUAAAAGAGAGGUUUGAGCGCUACUUUCCACGUGUGGCCGACAUCGAGGACUUUGACUGGAUUCGAGCCCCAUUCAAUCAGGAAUCCUCAACACAAAAGCUCAUUUUGAGGGAAAGAGAGGAAUGUGCAGAGCUCCGGAUGGACCGCACAAUGAAACUCAAAUUUAGUGAGCUCCCACUGGAUCAGUUUUGUUUACAUGAAGAGCAACAGGAGGUCACGCCUCUCCGUUGA
Hypomesus transpacificus is the source of this 1641-nucleotide messenger RNA. Its product is annotated as zinc finger BED domain-containing protein 5. Bases 1 to 1641 code for a protein of 546 amino acids. The transcript is spliced from 2 exons. NCBI's taxonomy places the organism in Eukaryota, Metazoa, Chordata, Actinopteri, Osmeriformes, Osmeridae. The record is from RefSeq and is a predicted model, not a curated record.